Lytechinus variegatus (green sea urchin) is the source of this 2058-nucleotide messenger RNA. Its product is annotated as cell death regulator Aven-like. The coding region runs from base 157 to 1185 and encodes 342 amino acids. NCBI's taxonomy places the organism in Eukaryota, Metazoa, Echinodermata, Echinoidea, Temnopleuroida, Toxopneustidae. The transcript is spliced from 6 exons. Gene Ontology annotation, biological process: negative regulation of G2/M transition of mitotic cell cycle. The record is from RefSeq and is a predicted model, not a curated record.
AAAGCGCGGGUACGUACGUACGUGCACUUACACGCAUGCAGGAGAUACAUGACUAGCCGGAGGUAGAUGUGAAUGCUGAAUAUCUAGCGCAAUUCCUUGCUUGUCAAGUUAAUAAUGAGGUGCAAGUAACAGAGAACGUCUCAUCGGAUUUCAAAGAUGAAAAAGGACAAACACAAGGCCAAAAGAAGUGCAAAUUACAAGAAGCAACAUGGCAUUUCUUCUGCAAAGAAUGCGAACAGAACUGCAAAAUCAACGAUUGCUGCUGAAGCGGAAGCGACACUGCGACAUAUUGUAAAGCCAAAGGGACAUGGCGUCAAGUCACAGUCAGAAUUGAUUAUCGAAAAACAGGAGGAACUGAAACAGUAUUCAAGAAGAAAGGUCGAAAGCAACUGGGAAAAAUAUGAAGAUUUUGUUGUUGAUCCUGACACAGAGACAGAGAAAGUCCGUUCAGAACCAAGGGGGGAAGACUUUCAAAAGCUUUUAUCCAAAUCAGAUGAUGCUUCAUCUCAGCUUCGAAUGAAGGAUGAAGUAUGGUGGGAUGGAGAUGAUCAGGAUGAUGAAACUGAGACUGAAAUUGGGAAGCUGUUCAAGAUUGACUAUGUGGAUUUAGCACGGCGUCUUAAAUGCAUCCCUCUCCAUGAGCGGCUUGGAAUAUCUACUAAAUAUUUUGAUGAGGAUUUACUCAAUAAAAUAAAUGAGGAUGCGGCAGAGCAUACAAAGAGGUAUCAAGAAAUGUUGGAUGCAGAGAAAGCUCAAGAACUGAACAACCCUCAAGAAUCAGAAAAUCCUACCCCAUCAGAUACUGUUUCUGAUCUAUCAUCAAGAGAACUAAUGACAGAGCCAACUGUUGGUGCAUGUAUUAAUAGUUGUGAAGCAAACAAACUGCAUGAAGUGACAGAUGAACACUGUAAUCAGCAAUCAAGUGAUGUUACUUUAAGAACUAAUAAUGAAACAGAACAUUGUACGAAAGAUGUAAAACAGACGGACUCACAAUCCGCUGAUAGGUUGUCGCAUUCUGCUGUAAGUCCGAGCUCUAGGAGUCAUAUUGAUUCAGGAUCCCCUGUGACCUCCAGCGAUAGGUCAACAAAAUCUGCUGAUGAUAAAGAGCCAACUACAGAACCACAUGCUAAACACAGUGAAGAAGAAAAUCUUGAAAACUGGCUGGAUGACUUCUUGGAUGAUUGAAGUGAUUCUGGUUUAACACUUUGCCAUUGGUAUUUUGAUUUUUUCAGUUCUAGUUGUUUUGAUUUUUCUUUUCUUGAAUUUCAUUUUUUUUGUGGGGGUGUGAUAAAAUGAUUGAUAAAUAUACAUGUAAGUAUUGUACUUUUCUUGUGAGCAAAAGUGUGCUGCAUUCUUCCGUACUUUAAAUGAACUUUAGAAAAAAAAAUUUUUCCCUUUGAUUGCUAGAAUUUCAGCAGAUUUUAUUCAACUCAUGUAGCUAUUGGUGUCUUGGUUAUUUGGAUUUUGCUCUCCUAUAAAGAAAAAAAUAUUUACAAAUUUGACUUCUAAAUUUAGAUGGUUUGAAUAAAAGAAUGCAAACCAGUCCAUGUUAUGAGAAAAAAAGAUGUAUGAAGAAUAAGGACAUGUGUUUCAUUUUUGUACCCUUAGUUUUUUUUUUUUCAUGUUUGAAUUGUCUUGAGCUUAAAACGAUUUUUCUUGAAAUAUGCUUAAUUGUUAUACUAGAUGAAGAAGAUGGAUAACAAUUGCUCUCAUGACUUUCCAUGAUUUUUUUUCUUGUAAAAACAGAUAUGGUCCAUAAUUAAUUUUAUACUUGAGUAGGAUAUAUCAUUGUGUGAACAAUCCAUGAUGAUGAUGAUGAUGAUGUGUAAUUAUGAUUGUGGUGUAUUUAUUUCAUACUUUUUAGAGGUGGUUAUGAAAUGAUAUAUUUCCCUUCAUUCGUAAAGUACAAAUUAUAAAUUGUUAAUCAGUAACAUGAAAUGAUAUAUCCCCUGUAUUUUUAUGACUGAAAGGAUGUCAUGUCAUAACCACCCCCAGAGAUGAUCUAAACACACCUUGUCCAAAGAACAUAUUCUCUGUACUAGAUGUGUUUUGAUCAUC